Suillus paluster is the source of this 483-nucleotide messenger RNA. RefSeq lists its product as uncharacterized. The transcript has 6 exons. Bases 1 to 483 code for a protein of 160 amino acids. Lineage: Eukaryota; Fungi; Basidiomycota; Agaricomycetes; Boletales; Suillaceae. The record is from RefSeq and is a predicted model, not a curated record.
AUGAAGAAGCGCAUCAAAGCGAAUGCUCGUGGAGGUACCAGGGGCCGCGCGCGGGGGCAAUCGCAUGGUCGUGGAAGGGUGAACCCUUCUCUCCAAGUUAAAGUUUCAAAAACAGUUAGCCGGAGCAGUGGGCUCGAGAAGGGGGGGACGCGUUCUAGCUUGAAGGAUUUCAAGGUGCAAGAACAGUACAGGGUGUUCGUGGGCGAGAAGCUGCGUAAGUUUGGGGCGGAGAAACAGACGAAGGACGGGCAGGAGAACAUAUUGAUCCUGUUUCUAUAUGAAACCUCUCUUUGUCUCUCCUCAAUAUUCGACUCCCAAGUCCAGACAUCUUCUAUUCUCUCGCACCUCCUUCCCGAACUCUACAUCUCCGCAUCAAUCCAGCCUCCAAUCAGCUCCGUGCUCAUAUCGCUCCUCCAUCACCUGAUCGCAGGAUAUCCAUCGCAAAAAAGCUACUUCGAACAUCUUUCGCGCCUCUCGCCCUAA